CCGAUCCUCCGCUUUGGUCACACUGCUCGGCGACCAACAAAAUUGCAUUAGAUUUUAAAAAGUUUCAUUAACUUAAUUGGAGCAUUAGUCAGCCGCUUCUGGGAAUUCCGACGAAGGCAGGUCAAGGGUCAAUGCUUAGUCAGCCACAGAGGUUGACACCAGAUACGAAAGCCACAACAGCUGUUCUGCCGCUGGCAAUCCGGAUGCCAAACUGGCACACACGGGGAGCAGUAUGCGCCGCAACAACUACCCAUAUCAGCCCCUGAACCAGCAGCCAUCGGGAUCCCAUCCUGCGGCGAGCCACGAUUCCCUGGAGGCGGAGAACGAACAGGCGGCGGAGGAGCUGAAACAGAAGAUCGGGGCCCUGAAGUCCCUCACCAUCGACAUAGGCAAUGAGGUGCGCUACCAGGACAAGCUGCUGCGCGGGAUCGACGACGACAUGGAUCGCACGAGCGGGUUCCUGGGCAACACGAUGACGCGAGUGAUGCGACUGGCCAAGCAGGGCGGUGGUGCCCGCCAGAUGUGCUACAUGUUUCUCUUCGUCCUCUUCGUUUUCUUCAUCCUCUGGCUGACCCUCAAGUUCAAGUAGUUGUUGCUAAUUUUUGUAAAAUAUAUAUAAAACUGAUUUGUAUUGUUUAGGGUAGAUAGUUGAACCUUUUCUGGAAUGUCCACAUUUUGAUUAGCUUUUUUUGAUUGAGGCCAAGAUUAUGUAGCAACUCGAACGGACGGAAGAAACAUUUACUUUUAAAUAUGAAAAUUAAUUAUACUGAAUUUAAGCCAAA
Drosophila subpulchrella is the source of this 782-nucleotide messenger RNA. It is a transcript of the gene Bet1, whose product is annotated as BET1 homolog. Gene Ontology annotation, biological process: vesicle fusion with Golgi apparatus; endoplasmic reticulum to Golgi vesicle-mediated transport. The transcript has 2 exons. Gene Ontology annotation, cellular component: SNARE complex; Golgi trans cisterna. The coding region runs from base 233 to 589 and encodes 118 amino acids. NCBI's taxonomy places the organism in Eukaryota, Metazoa, Arthropoda, Insecta, Diptera, Drosophilidae. The record is from RefSeq and is a predicted model, not a curated record. Gene Ontology annotation, molecular function: SNAP receptor activity.